Molecule: messenger RNA, 267 nt
Organism: Lachancea sp. 'fantastica'
Lineage: Eukaryota; Fungi; Ascomycota; Saccharomycetes; Saccharomycetales; Saccharomycetaceae
Source: the annotation of a GenBank genome assembly
AUGACUACAAAGUAUCCCUCCACGAUGAGCUGCACCGAGGCUUUUGAUCAGCUCAGUGCUUGCUAUUCGGUCGGUGGCCAGUUCCGCAACUACUAUCGGUUUGGCGACUUUAAUGCGUGUACUAAGCAAUUAGAAAAGUUCAAGUUCUGUAUUCUACAUGGGACCGACCCCGUGGAAAUCCAGCGUUGGUACCAGAAACAAGCCGAACAGAACGCGGAGAACUGCGGCAGCUCCGAGGACAUCUGGCAAGAGAGAAAGAGUAACUAG